This is a messenger RNA of Psylliodes chrysocephalus, 1836 nucleotides long. The record is from the annotation of a GenBank genome assembly. NCBI's taxonomy places the organism in Eukaryota, Metazoa, Arthropoda, Insecta, Coleoptera, Chrysomelidae.
AUGAGAGGAAAAAUAAAUUUGACCGGUUUUUCUUGCUGGUUUGUGGUGUGUUUGAUUAGUGUUGUGCUCGCCAAAAAUGUGGAUAAUUUAAGGGCUAAAAGAACUGCGGCUGAGGGUAGUUGUGACCAUGUAGGACAGUUUUUUAGUUUGAAGAAUAUCACUGUCUCCAUGGUGGCUGCUAAAGGUGCCAUCUGCGGAGGACAAUGUUGCGACGACAGGACAGAGACCCUAUUAAGGAAACAGGGCCAAAGGGAUUUUGCUGCCCUGUUACGUCACAACUCUCGGUCUCUACAAGGACUGCUCACCUCUACAGCGACAACUUUGCAAAAUCACGUAUCAGAAUUGGCCCGGCAAUCAGAAAACAAAACGCUGCUUCUGUUUCUCCAAGUUUAUCGAGGCAUGGCGAGCCUUUCCCGAGAGCCAAUCGAAGCGUUAUAUAGGGAUAUUAGAAACUACAUAUGGAUUAACUCCACUGACGCCAAACCGUCAGUAAGUCCAGAAGAAAUCGUUAACAGCGUUAACGUUUUCUUUACGGAAUUAUUUCCAUUGGCAUAUCAUCAUUCCGCAGACAUUCCGGAUAAGGAUUUCACCUUAAACUAUAAGGAAUGUUUGAAAAAGUCAAUUGAUAGCAUAUCACCCUUCGGAGAUAUCCCCAAGCAAAUGGAACAGUCCUUAUCCAAAAGUCUGGAAGCCACUAGGCUUCUUUUGCAGGCUUUCAGAAUAGGAUCUGAGGUGUUAAACACCACAGAUACACUUUUAAUCGACGAACAUUCUAGUGAUAAUUCCGAAUGUCACGAUGCUUUGCUCAAAAUGACUUACUGCCCUAAAUGUCUAGGUUUGUACAAGCAUGCAAAGCCUUGCAGCGGGUAUUGUUUAAACGUUUUAAGGGGUUGCAUAACUAAAUAUGUGGCUGAAUUGGAUUUGCCUUGGAACGGAUAUGUCGAAGGCAUUGAAAGUUUGGUGAACGCCAUGAAGAAGAGCAGUAAUGAUGCCGAUAUUAAUGUUGAUGCUGUUAUCAGGAAUUUGGAUAAUAAAAUAUCAACGGCGAUCAUGAGGUAUAUGGAAAAAGGAAAGGAUAUUGAUAUGAGGGUGAAGAAAAUCUGCGGCACGCCGGAAUUUUCCCACAAAGAAAAUCCACUUUUGGCGGAUAGCAGUACACCAUAUCCAACGCCGGCUAGCGGUAAACCGCGGAAUACCAAUCCCAGAAACUUUUCGCCUCUUCCCGAGAACGAACUAACUCACUUUCUGGCCGCUAUUGGAAAAACGAAAGGAUUCUAUGCGAAUUUAGCGAAUACCCUGUGUCAGGAUGAGUCCUUUGCCGAAAGGAAGGAUCAGCAGUGUUGGAACGGUGAAAGAAUUGCAGAGUACACAAAAACCGUAGUCGACGUGGGUUUCGAUAUGCAAAAAUACAACCCGGAAGUGAAACCGAGCACAAACAUACAGAGUAUCGAUCCGAGAGUGGCUAAUUUGGUUGACAAACUGCGGCGUGUACAUCAUAUCGCGGUCAAUUCUUUAGGUCCCAACUACUCUGUUGAUGCAGACUACAUGCAGAGAGAUGGAACAGAAGGAUCGGGAUCUGGUAAUGGUCCUGAUAUGGAGGAAGACGAAGAUUACGUCAGGGGAUCUGGGUCAGGAGAUGGACACGUUCACGAGGAAGAUGGUAUGUCCCGCAGCGGCCUCCCACCGACAGUGGAUUCCAAACCUCCAACAAGCUACGAUCAACCUCCGACAGUGACCAAAGUUGGAUCAAGCAGCAACGCUGCCCUCCCAUCAGUGAUUUUAGUGAUUUUGGCUGUAUUAUCGUGGAAUUGCGUUAAUAGAAGACUUUAUAUGUAA